GAAAAUCGCGUUUAUGCGAGUAACUCGUAUUAUUUCUCUAUAUUUACUGCACUUUUUGUGCACCAGUGCAGGAAGUUUAUCUGUAAAAAAACCUAUGUACAUACAUAUAUAUCUUUGCGCACCCGGCAUAACCUGCAUUGUUCAUUGCCGUCCACUGCGCUGAAAUCUGCGCGAUUUUAAAGGAGGUUAAUGAUAAAUAUUGCCUCUCCUUUCACCUUGUUUUUGUCAUUACGCUUAAUAAUAAUAAGGUAAUUCAGUGCUGUGGAAAAUACGAAUUUAGCAUGUUUUGCGUCCGACAAGCAUUGCGUUUCGGUACACGUUUGGCAUGUGCUCAAUACUCUUCCAUGUUGUACUAUCGUUGUACUCCGAUUAUACAUAAACUUAGUGGCACAUCAUUCCGUCAAAAUCGUCUCAUUCAUGAAGAUGCCAGUGAUCGCAAGGAGCUAGGUAAACUGGAGGGAAAGAUGAAACUGAUGUUUACAUGUAAACAAUGCAAAACGAGAAAUAGUAAAAUAAUAUCAAAGUUGGCGUAUGAAAAAGGAGUGAUAAUAGUGAGAUGCGACGGUUGCAAGAACAAUCAUCUUAUCGCCGAUAAUCUAGGAUGGUUUGCAGACCUGCCCGGAAGAAUAAAUAUUGAGAAAAUUAUGGCGUUGAAGGGAGAAACCGUGAGGAGGAUAAUGAACGAUAAAGAUGGUUACUAUGAAAUUAUUGCGAAAGAGGGAUUUAAUGCGCCUUCUGAGGAUUCGAAUGCAGAAGCAAAGAUAGGAGACUCCAAUAAUAACAUGUGCUCUGUUAAAAUUGACAAAUCAAAAACAUCAAGGGAAGACUGACAUUUCACUUGAGAUUUCCGAUCAAGAGCAUUAAAAGGAGGAAUAUCGAGCAAUCUGAUACAAUUAUUUGCGUUUAUAUUAGAGCACCAUGGCAAUGAUCGAGAUAUUGUAAGAAAAUAUUGUAAUAAAAUAGAGUGAAAACUUCUGUCUGCGGGUAUAUAAAUGUUAUUAUACAAAGAUUUACAAACAGAGGAAGUACACAAGAGAUCACACAUGUAAGCGAAGACUUUACUUGUGCAAGCUCUUUUACAAACUCGUCUAUUGUAAAAUCUGCUGAAAAAUAUAUCUUGGCAAUAUCAGUG
Molecule: messenger RNA, 1132 nt
Organism: Dinoponera quadriceps
Lineage: Eukaryota; Metazoa; Arthropoda; Insecta; Hymenoptera; Formicidae
Product: DNL-type zinc finger protein-like
Exons: 2
Coding region: 282-830 (182 amino acids)
Biological process (GO): protein import into mitochondrial matrix; protein stabilization; protein folding
Cellular component (GO): mitochondrion
Molecular function (GO): protein-folding chaperone binding; zinc ion binding
Source: RefSeq, a predicted model, not a curated record